Molecule: messenger RNA, 2452 nt
Organism: Capra hircus (goat)
Lineage: Eukaryota; Metazoa; Chordata; Mammalia; Artiodactyla; Bovidae
Gene: PKD2L1
Product: polycystin 2 like 1, transient receptor potential cation channel
Exons: 15
Biological process (GO): detection of mechanical stimulus; potassium ion transmembrane transport
Cellular component (GO): membrane
Molecular function (GO): calcium ion binding; sodium channel activity; calcium channel activity
Source: RefSeq, a predicted model, not a curated record
UUUGCCCUCUGCUGGCUAGGCUAACCUGUGCCUUUGUUCUCUCUUUCUCCAGGUGAGAGUGGGUACCUGAGGUGCCAGGUCCCCUGCCUCAUCCCCCAUGAAUGCUGUGGGAAGCCCCGAGGAGCAGGAGCUUCAAGAGCUGGGGAGCGGAGCCUGGGACAACCCCACCUACAGCGGCACUCCCUCCCCUCAAGGGACCCUCCAGAUCUGCACCAUCUCCAGUGCAGUGCUGCCUCAACCCCAGCCCAAGCAGCCUGAAGAUGGACCCCAGGAGAAGGCACACAGGACCCUGGUGUCCAGCUGCUGCCUUCGCAUCUGUCGUGGCAUCAGAGGACUGUGGGGAACGACCUUGACUGAGAACACAGCUGAGAACCGGGAGCUGUAUGUCAAGACCACCCUGCGGGAGCUUUUGAUAUACGUCGUGUUCCUGGUGGACAUCUGUCUCUUGACCUAUGGAAUGACAAGCUCCAGUGCCUAUUACUACACCAAAGUGAUGUCUGAGCUCUUCUUACACACCCCAUCGGACGCUGGAAUCUCCUUCCAGGCCAUCAGCAGCAUGGAGGACUUCUGGGAUUUUGCCCAGGGCCCGUUACUGGACAGCUUGUAUUGGACCAAAUGGUACAACAACCAGAGCCUGGGCCACGGCUCCCACUCCUUCAUCUACUAUGAGAACCUGCUGCUGGGGGUUCCGAGGCUGCGGCAGCUGCGGGUCCGCAAUGACUCCUGCGUGGUGCAUGAGGACUUCCGCGAGGACAUUCUGAGCUGCUACGAUGUCUACUCCCCAGACAAGGAAGAGCAACUCCCCUUUGGGCGCCUCAAUGGCACAGCAUGGACCUACCACUCGCAGGAUGAGCUGGGGGGCUCCUCUCACUGGGGCCAGCUUACAAGCUACAGUGGAGGUGGCUACUACCUGGACCUUCCAGGAUCUCGACGGGCCUGUGCAGAGGCACUCAGGGGCCUUCAGGAGGGCCUGUGGCUGGACAGGGGCACUCGGGUGGUCUUCAUUGACUUCUCAGUCUACAAUGCCAACAUCAAUCUUUUCUGUGUUCUGAGACUGGUGGUGGAGUUUCCAGCUACAGGAGGUGCCAUCCCAUCCUGGCAAAUCCGCACAGUUAAGCUGAUCCGCUAUGUCAGCAACUGGGACUUCUUUAUCUUUGGCUGUGAGAUUGCCUUCUGCAUCUUCAUCUUCUACUACAUAGUAGAGGAGAUCCUAGAACUCCGCAUCCAUGGGCUUCGUUACCUCAGCAGCAUCUGGAACAUUCUGGACCUGGUGGUCAUCUUGCUCUCCAUUAUGGCUGUGGGCUUCCACAUAUUCCGAACUCUCGAGGUGAAUCGGCUGAUGGGGAAGCUUCUACAGCAGCCGAACAUGUAUGCUGACUUUGAGUUCCUCGCCUUCUGGCAGACACAGUACAACAACAUGAAUGCCGUCAACCUCUUCUUUGCCUGGAUCAAGAUAUUCAAGUACAUCAGCUUCAACAAGACCAUGACCCAGCUCUCCUCCACGCUGGCCCGCUGUGCCAAGGACAUCCUGGGCUUCGCCGUCAUGUUCUUCAUCGUGUUUUUCGCCUAUGCCCAGCUGGGCUACCUGCUUUUCGGGACCCAAGUGGAAAACUUUAGCACUUUCGCCAAGUGCAUCUUCACUCAGUUCCGGAUCAUCCUUGGGGACUUUGACUACAAUGCUAUUGACAACGCCAACCGCAUCCUGGGACCUGUUUACUUUGUCACCUACGUCUUCUUCGUCUUCUUUGUGCUCCUGAACAUGUUCCUGGCCAUCAUCAAUGACACAUACUCAGAGGUAAAGGAGGAGCUGGCUGGACAAAAGGAUGAGCUACAGCUUUCAGACCUCCUGAGACAGGGUUACAAGAAGACCCUACGGAGGCUGCGUCUGAGGAAGGAGCAGGUUUCAGAUGUGCAGAAGGUCCUGCAGGCUGGGGAGCAGGAGAUUCAGUUCAAGGACUUCACCAACACCUUGAGGGAGCUGGAGCACACAGAGCAUGAGAUGACCAAGCUCACGGCUGCCUUCACCAGGUUUGACCAAGAUGGGAAUGGCGUCCUAGAUGAGAAGGAGCAGAACGAGAAACGGCAGAAGCUGGAGGGGGAGAGGGUGGCCGUCCAUGCUGAGAUUGAGAACUUGGGCUGGUCCAUUGUGAGGAGCCCACCAGGCGAGUCGAGUCCAAAGCAGGCUGCCAAAGCAGGUGGCUGGGUUUCGGGAGAAGAAUUCUACACGCUCACAAGGAGAGUUUUGCAGCUGGAGACUGUCCUGGAAGGAGUCAUGACCCAGGUUGAUGCCAUGGGCUCAAAGCUGACGAUGGUGGAGAGAAAGGGGUGGCUGGCUCCUCUUCCGGGCACAGGGGAACAAGGCAUUUGGGAGCACCUGCAGGCAGCCCCAGCUGUGACUCCAGCCCCCUGGGGACUCUAGGGCAGGCAGGAGAGUAGUGGGGAGGGGUCCUAA